Messenger RNA from Triticum urartu, 1915 nucleotides. The record is from RefSeq and is a predicted model, not a curated record. NCBI's taxonomy places the organism in Eukaryota, Viridiplantae, Streptophyta, Magnoliopsida, Poales, Poaceae.
ACAGAGAGAAGCCCUAAGCAGCCAGCCACCCCGACCUCCGCCUUGGCGGCGCGGCCGUUCCCCAAAUCGACGCGAGCAGAAAUGGCCGGCCGCCGCCGCCGCCGCCCCCGAGUCCACGGCAGCGAGGACGGCGACGGGGCGACCCGUCCUAGUCGCCGCCGCUCCCGAGUCGUCGGCAGCGAGGACGGCGACGGGGCGACCCGUCCCAGCCGCCGCCGCCGCCGCAGCCGCUCCCGAACCCAAGGCGACGGGGCGACCCGUCCUAGUCGCCGCCGCUCCCGAGUCGUUGGCAGCGAGGACGGCGACGGGGCGACCCGUCCCAGCCGCCGCCGCCGCGCCAGCUCGCCGGAGGUGCCAGACGAAGCUGAUACCCUGUGGGAGUCUCUGCCGUUGGAUAUGAUUUGGGAGAUCCUGCUCCUGCUGCCACCGGAGCGGCCCUCCCUCGUGCUGCCACCGGAGCGGCGCUCCUUCCUGCGCGCAUCCGGCGUCUCCACGCUCUGGCGAGGCGUCACCACCGACCCCAACUUUAUGAGCCAGCACCGCAGCAAGUGGAAGCCGCCCCUACACGGCUUCUUUGAGCGCCGCCAGCAGAAGUUCCGCUUCACCCCCGUCUUGCAUCCUCCCGACCGUAUUCCUGCCAAGCGCAUUCACAUCUCAGGCCGGAUGACCUCCCGCGACUGCGACGCGACCGACUGCCGCCACGGUCGGGUGCUGGCCAUAGACAGGCUGUUGGCGCGUCUUUUUGUGUCCGCCCCCCUCACCGGCGAGGAGCGCAACCUGCCUGUCGUUCCGGACGAGUUCAGGAAGUGCAACUACCACCACGGGGCUGUGCUCUGUGCUGCCGGCAGCCCGGAGGACCACGUGCACGGCUUUUGCCACGAGAGCCCAUUCAAGGUGGCAUUCCUGUCGAGGUACCCUACACGCUAUCGAUUUAUCACAUCUGUUUACUCAUCAGAAAGUGGCACAUGGGGCGGCCUUAAGGAAAUAGAAGCUCCAUUUAAAGUUGCUCUUGUUGAUGUUCCUGCGACCCUGGUUGGAAAUGUGCUCUACUGGAUGCUUUCAUCGGAUAAUGUUUGUUCUGCCAUGCUUGAGUUUGAUUUGGAUAGGCAGAGCCUAGCUGUGAUCAAGGGACCUUCUGAUAUGAAUUAUUCCGGCAGCCAUAGGGUCAUCAAAACAGAGCAAGGCACAGUUGGCUGGCUCAGGUUUAAAUUCCCGAUCCUAGAAAUAUGGCUGAGGAAGAAGAAUUGUCUUGGUCUUGCGACGUGGUUGCAGCAUAAGACAGUUGAUAUGCAUGACAUUCUUGGGAUCCCUCCUCGGGUUAGUAAGAAGCCGUGGCAUCAGGAAAUCCUCGGCUAUGACGAGGACAACAAUGUGAUCAUUCUGUAUGUUGAUGACAGUGCCUACAUGCUUGAUCUUAAGUCGAUGGAAUCCACAAAACUUGAUGAAAGCCGUUUGAUGAAUCGCUGUCACCCUUUCGCCAGUUUCUAUCCACCAGACAGGGCCAUCUAAGAAGUGUUGAUAUAUGCACACGGACGCAGGGAUACAGAUACAUAUAUGGAGACAUGGAAUACGGCAUUUUGCAGAAACAGUCAUACAGGGACACGCAGAGUAUAUAUAUACAUAAAUAAAUAAAGUACAGCAUGUAAUGUUGCGAGGACAAAAGUAUAUUUGUAAGGUGUGCGAUCAAAGGACUGCCCAUUUGUUUCCUGCCUUCAUUUCCACGUUUAUAUAUGGCUGAGCUUAAUGCAGCUGAUGCUGCCCGUAUAUGUAAGUAAAUAUUCCGGGAAAAAGAAAAUACGAAACAGCAUGUAGUAUGGACAUAUAAUUAUAUUUGUAAGAUGUGGGAUCAAGUCUUGAUUCUGUCAUGUAAUGUGGACAAAAUUAUGUUUGUAAGAUGUGCGAUCAUUUGGUUUCA